Phaeodactylum tricornutum CCAP 1055/1 is the source of this 504-nucleotide messenger RNA. RefSeq lists its product with no specific name. NCBI's taxonomy places the organism in Eukaryota, Bacillariophyta, Bacillariophyceae, Surirellales, Neidiaceae. The record is from RefSeq and is a predicted model, not a curated record. The transcript has a single exon. The annotation marks the transcript as partial.
UGGGAACGUCGAUACGAAGAAUUGUGUGCGUUUCACGCCGUAAACGGUCACUGCAAGGUCCCGCCCAGUGUUCCACACUUGGGUGUAUGGGUCCGUAACCAGCGUCGAGAAUACCGACGUCUCGAGCUCGAUCAAGAUUCCACCUUGACUCAACAACGUCUCGAUCGAUUGUACGCACUGGGAUUUGAAUGGUGUACGUCUCAUUCCACAAAAUGGGAAUCACGGUAUCAAGAGUUGGAAACCUUUUAUCGGGAACAUGGUCACUCUAACGUUCCGGAAGAUUAUCAAGGCAAUGUUUCUCUCGGUCAGUGGUGCAUGAACCAACGCACCGCCUACCGACGCUACGCCAAUGGCGAACCCACCGCCUUGACCGCUGAGCGUAUCGAGUUGUUGGAGACUCUAGAGUUUCGCUGGCAUUUACGUCUCCACCAAUGGAAGUGUAUGCUGGAGCGCUUGAAGCUGUACCACGACGCACAUGGACAUGUGGCCAUUCCAACCAGCGAC